Fonticula alba is the source of this 1310-nucleotide messenger RNA. RefSeq lists its product as hypothetical. The transcript has 4 exons. Gene Ontology annotation, molecular function: voltage-gated monoatomic anion channel activity. The coding region runs from base 38 to 904 and encodes 288 amino acids. Lineage: Eukaryota; Rotosphaerida; Fonticulaceae. Gene Ontology annotation, cellular component: mitochondrial outer membrane. Gene Ontology annotation, biological process: monoatomic anion transmembrane transport. The record is from RefSeq and is a predicted model, not a curated record.
GUUCCCCUCCCCCGCACCUCUCUCCCCCAAAGCAAAAAUGGCCGUUCCCCCCAAGUUCGCUGACGUCGGCAAGAUCUACCGCGAUCUCCUCGACAAGGACUUCCCCAAGCACGGCCUCAAGGUCGAGGCCAACGUCAACGCUGAGCCCCUCACCGUCACCGCCACCGGCACCCACACCGACGGCAAGAUCGUCGCCGCCGACCUGAAGUUCAAGUACACCGACAAGGCCAAGGGCAUCACCUUCACCAACCUCGUCAACACCAGCUCCGACCUCAAGAGCACCUUCGAGGCCAAGAACUUCCUCGUCAAGGGCGCCACCUUCGAGCUGGAGGGUCUCUUCAACCCCAACAAGAACUGCCGCAACCUCAAGCUCGUCACCGGCUUCUCCCAGGCCCACAUCAACACCGACCUGACCGUCGCCCUGGCCCACGCCGACAAGUGCACCUCCAACGUCACCCUCAACGCCGUCACCAACUACGACCGCGUGCUGCUCGGUGUCUCCGCCAAUGUCGACCUGUCCGACAAGAAGUUCAACCUCAACAAGCUGAACACCGCCGGUUCCUUCCUCGGCAACGGCUACGAGGUCUCCGUCGGCACUGAGGCCGCCGGCUGCGCCGUCCCCAAGAACCUGUCCGUCUCCUUCGUCAAGGACGUCGUCCCCCGCGAGCUGACCAUCGGUUCUUCCGCCAAGUACACCUUCGACAAGAAGGAGGUCAAGCUGGACCUCGCCUCGCGCAUUGCCCUCAGCCCCAACGCCUACCUCAAGGCCAAGGUCGACUCCACCGGUGUCGCUGGUGUUGUCUACUCUCAGCUCAUCCGCCCGGAGGUCCGCAUGACCGUCGGCGGUACCGUCAACAAGACCCUGGCCGACAGCCGCGUCGGUGUCACCUUCGUCUACAACUAAGCGCGUCUUCCUGCUGCUGCUGCUGCUGCUGCUGCUGCUGCUGCUGCCUCGCUUGCUGCCUCGCCCGUGUGGGGGAUCGGCGGCCGGCGCGGGGCAAGAGGGGGGUGUGUGCGCGCGCGCGUGCCCGCUCGCUGAACGCGCACCUCUCCUCCCCCCGCCGCGGUGUGGGCCUCUCGCCCCGGGUGCUUUUCUCUUGCGCGCACGCGCACUCUCCCCCCUCCCAGCUAUAAAAACAGGGGCAGGCCGGCUCAGUGCCUCCCUCUCUCUCGCGCCGGCCUUCCGCUUUUCUUUUUGCUGCGCGCGCGUGUGUGUGUGCGUGUAUCUGCGCGCCCGCGCAUAUACGCACACGGCCUUGUUCUCUUUCUUUCUCCACUUCUAGUUUUAGUCCAAUACAGCUAUUCUGGGA